This is a messenger RNA of Fraxinus pennsylvanica, 1386 nucleotides long. The record is from the annotation of a GenBank genome assembly. Lineage: Eukaryota; Viridiplantae; Streptophyta; Magnoliopsida; Lamiales; Oleaceae.
AUGUCAAGGAGCUCUUCAGGUGAUCUAGUAGUUACUAGAUGCUGGGGUUUGUCAAUCGAUUUAUCCCCAAGAUCUUCACGAUCUUUGCUCAAUGGACGCCAUUUAGACCCACUUAAUCAGACCCAUAUCCGGAGAAAGAUUUUAUUAUUAUUAUUAUUUUUUUUUGAAUUUUUUGAAGUGCGAGUGAGGUUUUUGAUCAUGGCGGUGAUGGAAAAUGCCAGGGUAAACACGAUGAUCUCUUCGAAUCAACCCGACCGGAAUGCUGACGUUGCCGUGGAUCGUCAUAGUCUCAAUCAGCAGUCAACAAAGGCCGCUGUUAAUCAGAAGUCAACGAAACUGAACGAUCAGAAUUACAACGUGAUGCAGCAGAAAAUUUCUUCUCCGCAAUCCAACGGCCAUCACCAGCGGCAGCAGAGUAUCAACGGCAAUCGAGCCCCCGAAGUUUACCCUAACAGUACUAACGAGGGUGAAGAGAAUAUAAAUGACGGGGAUGAUGAUGGACACGAGGGAUUUAAGAGGGAGAUGAGGGAUUUAGAGGAAAUGCUGUCUAAAUUGAACCCAAUGGCCAAGGAAUUUGUUCCACCUUCGCUUACUGUCAAAUCCAAUGGCGGUCGCAACCGCAGGCUGGUGGUGUCACCGCCACAUGCUGCUAGUGCGGCCGCUGGGAUCUUUGGGUAUAACGCUAACGGGUUUCUAAUGCAGCAGCAUCUCAACUCUGGAGCUCCUAUUGGCAACUCUAUAAGAAAGAAGAAAAAUGGCUAUAGUCAUGGGGAGCCGAGGAUGAAUGGCCGAACAAGCUUGGCACAGAGAGAAGAAGUGAUUAGGAGGACAGUGUAUGUAUCUGACAUUGAUCAUCAGGUUACUGAAGAGCAACUUGCAGCAAUUUUCGUUAGUUGCGGACAGGUUGUGGAUUGUCGCAUUUGUGGUGACCCUAAUUCUGUGCUCCGUUUUGCCUUCAUUGAAUUCACGGACGAGGAAGGAGCACAAAAUGCUUUGAGUUUGGGGGGGAUUAUGCUUGGAUAUUAUCCAUUAAAAGUUCUGCCUUCCAAAACAGCAAUUGCACCUGUUAAUCCAACAUUCUUGCCUAGGUCUGAGGAUGAAAGGGAGAUGUGCGCAAGAACCAUUUAUUGUACAAACAUUGAUAAAAAGGUUACACAAGCUGACAUCAAACUCUUCUUUGAAUCCUUCUGCGGAGAGGUUCACCGCUUGAGGUUGCUCGGUGACUACAAUCAUUCAACACGGAUUGCUUUCGUGGAGUUUGUAAUGGCUGAGAGUGCAAUUGCAGCUUUGAACUGCAGCGGUGCUGUCCUAGGUUCACUUCCGAUAAGGGUAAGCCCAUCCAAGACCCCUGUUCGACCCCGUGCACCUCGCCAGUCCAUUCACUAA